Messenger RNA from Patella vulgata (common limpet), 2476 nucleotides. RefSeq lists its product as uncharacterized. Gene Ontology annotation, biological process: transcription elongation by RNA polymerase II. The coding region runs from base 234 to 1253 and encodes 339 amino acids. Gene Ontology annotation, cellular component: nucleus. The transcript has 6 exons. The record is from RefSeq and is a predicted model, not a curated record. Lineage: Eukaryota; Metazoa; Mollusca; Gastropoda; Patellidae. Gene Ontology annotation, molecular function: transcription elongation factor activity.
UGGGAAAUCCGUUGAAUGGUAUUGCCGAGUAAGAGUAAUUAUAUAGGAAUUUAGUGCCUUUCUCUUGAAGAGUAAGCUUUUUGUGUAACAAACAGUCCAGCAACUACAUAUUUUAUUCCCUGGCCACUGUAUUGACAGUUAUUGCUUUAACUUACUGUGUUAUUGAUGUUGAUCGUUUUGAGUUUACCCAUAUAAUAUAUACUCCAGUUAGAGAUUAAAGUAGAAAUCUGAUCAUGCCACUAGCUGAAGAGAGACAGGGUUACUUAGGUAAACUUGAAGAUAAAACUAUAAGUGAACUCAAGGAUUUAUUAUAUCUACAAGAACAACUGCUGUCUAAACAGUCGUUUUUGAAAAAGUUACCAGAUAAAGGUGUUAAAGUGAAGCAGUUUGCCGAUAUAUUAGAACGAUUAAUUCAUGAAAAAACAGCCAUUGAAAAAUCACAGUCAAUCCAUUCUUCACACAUAGACAAAUCUUCAUCAGACAUCAUAAACCUUACAUCUGCAUUUUCAUUGAAACAAAAUGGUGAUUUAAGUGAUAAAGUUACACUGGCACCAUUCAGUCAGUCUCAUAUAAAAGACAGUAAUAAUGACAAUUUGCUACGUUCACUCAUCAAUCCAGCGGCCUUCCAUGGUGGUGAUCAUAAAAUAAUUAUCGAUGAACGAGAAAUAAAUUCGAGUGUUAAAAAUGUUGAACAAAACAUGGAAGUGGAAGAUAUGUUAAGUGACUCGUUCCAAAAAGUUAAAGUUUCAGAUAGUGUGGAACCUACAAGAACAUUUGAUAAUUCUAAGAACUGUUAUGAACUAGUUAUUAAAAGAGCCGAACAACGUCCUAAAACACAGAAAGAACCAUUUAAACCGAACAGCUCCUUAUUAAUAUCAAAAGUUGAUGAUUUACCUAAUAAAUAUAAACAUAGAUCUAAACUAAAUGAAAAUACAGACUCAAAUAAUCCAGUUGAUAAACUACAACAUAAAAAGUAUGAAGAAUCGGCAGCCUAUCCACCACGUUAUAAAUAUGAAAAAGCAAAGUUAGUCUCAGAUGAAGAAUCAACAGAAUUAAUAAGGCAACAAGCAGCUAAACAGGCGGAGUUAUUAGCACAGAGAGCAGCUGCAAGAUUAGCUGAGAGACUUAAUAUCAAAAUGGGUCCUUAUAAACCAAAACAUGUUGAUAUGUCAUAUCGGCAAACAAUAGAGAAAGAUAGUGAUGAUGAUGAUGAUGAUACUGAUGAUCCAGAGAUGGAUGGAUAUCCUGAUUAGAUUAAAAGACUUGUUUUUAAAAUGUCAUUAAAUUACUAGUUUGUUUUGUUUAUGUAAGCAACAAGUCUGUAUAUUUUGGAGGAUGAAUGAGUGACAAUGAUUGUUAGUGCCAUGGUAUUACUUUUCAUUUCCCAGUAUGUUAUGGACACUCUUAAGCCAACAUUAUCUGAACGUUAGACAUUCACCUAAAUGUAAUGUACCUAUAUUCAGUAGCGGAUUUAGAUGAAGAGAUAUUCCCAAUACUCCACCCACACGGCUAGAGGAAGAUUAAAGUAUGUUUUAAACACAAUUGAGCAAAGCCAAGAAGGAUGACGAAUGUUUAAGUUUAAGACUACAGUGCAUUUACGAAUGGCUUAUGACUGAGUCAAAAAUAUUAUACACCUUGGCCAGAGGCCUCCUAGAUCUUGAGACCCUAGGCUUCAGCCUGCCAGCCUGAAGGUUGCUUAUAUUUCUUUAUUGUCCUGCUUUGAAUGAUGUUAAAGGAGGUAUAUUUAAAUCAGCUCUGUACUUUUGUUCAUUCUUUCAUCUUUGUUUUGUUUCCCGAGAAUUUAUUUGUACACAUAUCAACCUAUUGUAGAGGUUGUGCCUUUUUCUAAUCAUAAAUUUCAGGCAUUAUUUUAUGUUUCUUAGGAAAAAAAUUCCACUUUUUUUAACUUAAAUAAGCAUCAUGCGAUGACUGAAUCUUCUUGUUUCUUAUUGAAGUUUCCAGAUAUAAACCAGUUCAGAAAAUGUAUUCUGAUAUUGUUUUAGUGAGAGGUGUCCAACUAUAUAAAUUUUGAUGUAAAUAUUAAUUUUUAAACUAUUAUUAUUGAUGAUUAAAUAUACAUUAUGGGAGAUUAGAUAAAGAGUUAGCAGUCCUCACUAUAAUAGUUAAAAACUAGAUAAUGUAAAGGGAAUUUGCUGAAAAUUUCAGUCAAAUUGAUCUACUCUGAACCAAGAACUUAGCGAUUGAAUUUUAGGCCUAGCCUCGAUCAUCAUUACUAAAGUUGGUAUGAUAAAAACAUAGUCUUGAUUAUCCAUUUUUUGAUUUAAUAAUCAUUGAGCACUGAGCAGCAGAUCGGGUUCUAAUCCAAUGACAUCAAGCAGUUGAUUAUGGUCUGAGUAGGUUAAUUAAUGUCUAAUUCAUAAUUUAGAUAACAUUUCAGACCUAAAGAAAGACCUUCAAUAGGCAGAUUUAGCUCUUGCAUAAUGUAUGUUUAAAUAAAGUGUCAUAUCAUGUGUUA